This is a messenger RNA of Manis javanica (Malayan pangolin), 2461 nucleotides long. RefSeq names its product lysine methyltransferase 5C (gene KMT5C). The record is from RefSeq and is a predicted model, not a curated record. Gene Ontology annotation, cellular component: nucleus. Lineage: Eukaryota; Metazoa; Chordata; Mammalia; Pholidota; Manidae. Gene Ontology annotation, molecular function: histone H4K20 methyltransferase activity; protein binding.
ACGUCGCCAUGGGAGCAGCAGACGGACAGCAGCUGGAGCCAUUGGCAGCAGUUGGCGGCUCUAGACGGCGUCGCGGGCGUGGCGGGGUUUAUCAGGACACAGACGGGGUCUGGGGGUAGGGGCAACGUGGAGUUCGACCAAUGGGAGAGGCUCAAGCUACAGAGCAACUGAGGAAUGGCAGCGGCCUUGACCAAUGGGAGGCUGCAGUGGCCGCAGCAGGGCGGCCUGGUGGAGCAGACUGGGGGUGCGGAGACCUGACGAGAGCUGGAGGAGGCAGUGGGAGAUGAGGACACCGAGGGGCUGCCGGCCUGCACAGCUUCCGGAGGUCGUGGAGCAGGCACACACCCAGGCACCGCCCCUGCCCCUGCUCUGUGCUCUCCACUCCUGGCGGGGGGCAGCAUGGUCCGUGGGGCACCAUGGGGCCCGACAGAGUGACAGCCCGAGAACUGUGUGAGAACGAUGACCUGGCCACCAGCCUCGUACUGGACCCCUACCUCGGCUUCCGCACCCAUAAGAUGAAUAUCAGCCCCGUGCCCCCCCUGCGGCGACAGCACCACCUGCGCUCAGCGCUGGAGGCCUUCCUGAGGCAGCGGGACCUGGAGGCUGCAUACCGGGCCCUGACGCUGGGAGGCUGGAUGGCCCACUACUUCCAGAGCCGGGGCCCGCGGCAGGAGGCUGCCCUCAAGACCCACAUCUAUUGCUACCUCCGCGCCUUCCUGCCUGAAAGCGGCUUUACCAUCUUGCCCUGUACCCGCUACUCCAUGGAGACAAAUGGAGCCAAGAUUGUGUCUACCCGAGCUUGGAAGAAGAAUGAGAAGCUGGAGCUGCUGGUGGGGUGCAUAGCGGAGCUGCGGGAGGCGGACGAGGGGCUGCUGAGGGCAGGCGAGAACGACUUCAGCAUCAUGUACUCCACCCGCAAGCGCAGCGCACAGCUGUGGCUCGGCCCUGCUGCCUUCAUCAACCACGACUGCAAACCCAACUGCAAGUUUGUGCCUGCAGAUGGGAAUGCUGCAUGCGUGAAGGCGCUCCGGGACAUCGAGCCAGGGGAUGAGGUGACCUGCUUCUACGGCGAUGGCUUCUUUGGUGAAAAGAACGAGCACUGUGAAUGCUACACCUGCGAGAGGAGAGGUGAAGGCGCCUUCCGUUUGCGGCCUCGGGUGCCCAUGCCACCCCGACCCCUGGACAAGUACGAGCUCCGCGAGACCAAGCAGAGGCUGCUGCAGGGUCUGGAUGGCGCCCGGCGGGAUCGGCUGCACCCUCGCUCCUGCACCCACCUGGCCCUGCUGGGCCGGGACCACUUCUGCGCCGCCUACCAGCCCCUGUGUGCCCUGCCCUGCGGCACCCGCCCUGACACCUCACCGCUCUGGCUCCAGUGGCUGCCCCAGCCCCAGCCCCAGCUCCGUGUCCGUCCCCGAAGGCGCCGACGCCCCCAGCCGCGACGGCCCCUGGCGCCCCCCAUUUUUCGUGCUGCCCGCAUCUCCCUGCACCGGUGGGGAGGCUGUGGCCCCCGCUGCUGCCUACGAGCAGAGGCCCUGGUGGCCCUGGGUCAGGUCCACAGUGCCCACUGGGCCCCUCAGCAAGACUGGCACUGGGCCCGGCGCUACGGGCUGCCUUUCGUGGUGCGUGUGGACCUGAGCCGUGUGGUCCCGCCCCCGCCUGGCGUUCCCUCCCACACCGGGCCUCCGGGCCCCGUCCCUAUCCCCAAGCAGGCCCUGGCCUUCGCCCCCUUCUCCCCACCCAAGCGCCUGCGGCUAGUGGUCAGCCAUGGCUCCAUCGACUUGGAUGUCAAUGGUGAGGGACCAUGAUGGGCUGGGCAGGGAGGCCCCGGCCAGGGACGGAAGGACCCCUUCUAGGCCCGCAGCCUCCAGUUCUCCGGGACUCACCGACCUCCAGAGGGGGCUCUUGGACCUCCAGGAAGGAGCUGACCCUCAGCCCUAGCAGAGCUCUGACCCGGGAGUGGGGUUGGUGCAGACACCCCCAGGGGUCUGACCCCUGACCCUUUGUGACUGCUGACCCCUGAGCCACCUCCACCCCAGCAGGGAGCCCUGGCCACUGCUGCCCCCCAGCCCCAGCCUCAGGACUGAAGGAGCCGGUCCCUUCCCCACCUACCUUCUGCCCAGGGAGCAAAGCCAUAAGGGGUGAGGCCACCCUGUGGCAUCUCCCCGGAAGUCCAGGUCUCGGGAGGGAGGGGAAGUGACUUUUGGUGGGGGAGUGCCCUCAGGAGGGGCGUGCUUGCUCCCCGCUCUGUGACUGACUCGGUGGGGGCAAGGUGGGGCAUGUCGGCAGGCAGGCCCUCCAGCCCCGUGGGUCUCAGGGAGGCCGGUGCGACCUCAUCUUCCUCAUGGUGCUAUCCCUGGUGCUAUUGGGGUGUGGGGGCUCCCUCCCCCACACCAGAACGGGGUAUGUUGGAGGAUUGGAAGCACUUGAACUUUCUAUUUUAUUAAAACCUUGUUAUACACAG